AUGGAUAAGCUCGACCUCCAUCGCGAGCAGCUUCGAGAUCUGCCGUUCUUUACCGAGACUAAAGAGGCUUUUAAGGGUGAAAAAUUUACCCAUAUUCGAUGUCUAGCCCUCGGACAACCCACCGCUAGUUUCCAGGCUCGAUACCAGCUCGCUUACCUCUUAGAGCUUGCCGAUUUUCUUAAAGUGGAGCCAUCAAAUAUCAGCCACUGGGAUCCUGUGUUCGAUGAAAACGACACCGAACUACUUGUGAAGCAGCUUGGACACCGUGUUGAUGAAGUGUAUGACGUGCCUACGGGUCAAGUGCUCUAUUUCAUGCCUCACGCCGAAUUGACGAUGACUAACGACAUCUUGAAGCAAGAACAACCUCGCUGGUUAUUAGCGAAUAAUAUUGUUCAUCACACUGAUCGCUACACAAAGCAGAAGCUUAUGGACACGUACCCGCUAAUUGCUCACAUCGUCCACGCCUUGGAGUCAUCAGCGCCUAACGAUAAGAACGAGGACAAGAACGCAUCUUCAGAUGGAUUUGAGCGGGUGGCACCGAAACGGCGAAACCGCAAGCAGUUCGUUCCGCAACCGAUAACCUACAAUUUCGAUGAGUACCACUUCAACGGAGCGCGUCAGACUCUGUUUACCCACAACCAGCUCAAGCUGGCGGUGUGGCAGAAUUCGUUUCUGGACUUGCUGGUGCUCGAGCUCACCCCCUAA
This is a messenger RNA of Diutina rugosa, 705 nucleotides long. RefSeq lists its product as uncharacterized. The transcript has a single exon. Gene Ontology annotation, cellular component: cytoplasm; nucleus. Gene Ontology annotation, biological process: microtubule-based process. Bases 1 to 705 code for a protein of 234 amino acids. Lineage: Eukaryota; Fungi; Ascomycota; Pichiomycetes; Serinales; Debaryomycetaceae. The record is from RefSeq and is a predicted model, not a curated record.